CUUCAGCAAAAUCUCUCGAAACGUGCGUCGGGCGCCUCUUCAAACCUGGCGGUGUCGAAAUCCAAAAGGUCAGCCAAUUUGUAAGGCCAUUGAUACGUUAGGCCAUUGAUAUGUUAGGCCAUUGAUAAGUUAGACCAUUCAUAUAUUAGAUCAUUCUGUUAGGUCAUUCUUAUGUUAGGUCAUUCUUAUGUCAGGCCAUUCUUAUGUCAGGCACCCAUUUCCUGUUGCAGUUCUACUAAGAUGAAAGCCUUGAUUUAUAUCGUGCGUUGAUGUUGGACUAAUUUUCUUUUUCAAUUAACACAACGGUAAGACAGGUUCGUCUGGCUGAGCUGACAUUGUGUAAACUAUCCUUAAAUAAUCUUUCCGAACCUUUUUUUCACCAUGUCUCACCAGCGUCGCCAGAAAGCCCGAUGGUCGUAGCCCGUCGAUGGGCAGCAGCACAAAUUUAGCCAACAACAACAACAACAGGAACCAGAGCAGGUUGGUCAACAAGAACUACAACGCCGAGGAGAGCAGCAGCAGCUUCGACGAGGACGAGACCAGGCUCAAACCCGAGCAGAGGACUGUCGUUGUUGUAAGUGGUGGCGAGCUGACGUUGUUGUGAGUGGUGGCGAGCUGACGUUGUUGUAAGUGGUGGCGAGCUGACGUUGUAAGUGGUGGCGAGCUGACGUUGUUGUAAGUGGUGGCGAGCUGACGUUGUUGUAAGUGGUGGCGAGCUGACGUUGUUGUAAGUGGUGGCGAGCUGUCAUUGUUAUAAGUGGUGGCGAGCUGACNUGUAGGUGGUGGCGUGCUGACGUUGUUGUAAGUGUUGGCGAGCUGACGUUGUUGUAAGUGGUGGCGAGCUGACGUUGUUGUAAGUGGUGGCGAGCUGUCGUUGUUGUAAGUGGUGGCGAGCUGACGUUGUUGUAAGUGGUGGCGAGCUGUCAUUGUUGUAAGUGGUGGCGAGCUGUCAUUGUUGUAAGUGUGCAAGUUUUAUUUUAUUCACCAGAAAAAACUUCCUACACGUAAUAGCUUGCCAUGAAAUAGAUUUUUAUUUGUGUAAAUACGGUAAGUGGUAGUGGAGGCGUCACCAGUUUGUAAACUGUAACACGUAGAAUAAUUGGUUUUUGAAUGAAUUGUGUUUUAUAGUAGAUUUAAGAAACCUCUAUUGUGUUAUGUGUUAGCUUUAUUGUAUAUAGCACAGACCUAACCCCCUUCUCCUGCACACACACACACACACACACACACACAAUGCAGACGGUGACAUUGGAUUUGGUCCAUCUCUCUGUGUAGACAUCAUUCUUUUUAAAGUAAAGUAAAUAAAAGAAUUGUGAUUUUAGGGGCCAAACAAAAUGCACGUCAUGCUCCAGGGAGUGGGGGCACAGGGAGUGGGGGGCAGAGGCGUAGCGAGGGGGGGGCAGGGGCGACAGAUGUUUCCGGGCGCCAGCUAGUUAGGGGCGCCAAAAUGUGCUUUGAUAUUAUUUUAUUGAUGGAAAUAAUGGGUUUGAGGGUUGAAAAAUAGAAAAAGGGGCGCUUUAAAAUGGAUCUUUUCCCCGGGCGCGAAUCUUGUCCCCGGGCGUUAAACACCCUCGCUACGCCUCUUGUGGGCGAGGGGGGGUGUCUAAGUAAGUUUGGCAGUUUGUGACGCUGAAGGAGGGGGGUUAAGAUAUUUUGUGACGUCAACGCAGUUUUUUUUUAAAUUCUAAAUUAUAUAAAAACCUGAAAUUGACAGUGACGUUUAACGUCUGAUGUGAUAGGUGAACUCUGACAGAAGAAUCCGCGUCUACACUUCUAUAAAUGUAAUAGUUUAAUAGGUACCUGCAAGUGAUUUUUUUUUUUAGAUUAAACGUUAAUUUGUUGUAGAUUUUUUAAAAACAAUUUUUAAUUCGAAAGCGUGACGUACUCAAAAGUAGGAAAAAAAAAAGGGGGGGGGGGAGGUCUGAGAUUUAUGACAGAUUAUGAAAGGGGGAGGGGGUGAGUAAGAAUUGUCAAAGAAAUAGCGUGACGUACUUUAUGGACGGGCCCCCAUUUUGACUUGUUUGUGUGACUGCCAUUGCAAAUCACGGGCGAAUGGGUUCAUCACAGAAUUGCAUGGAACGCGAAUAAAUAUUACAAAUAAAAUUUUCAAAUUGAUUGGGUGAACUUAAAAGUAUCACAACCCUAUAAUAAGAGGCCGCCCCAAUUUCAGUUUUGGUUUCAGCGCCCAAAGCUGCCAUUUGAUCACUUUAGUCGCAGUUUCGGUUUCGGUCGCAAGACAAACACAUAAAACCAGCUUAAAUAGAAACAGAGCUUUAAAGGGGGGGAGCUAACCUACAGAACCUUUUAUAACUCCCUCAGGCAUUACCUCCCAUUCCGAGCAGUUACUACGCCCUUUCCGGCAUGGAGGCUCUGAGGAGACCCAAGAGGGUAGAGCCACGCCAGCAGGAGGAGCUGCUCGAGGAGAUCAUGGACGAAGCGCUGCCACCUGUC
Lymnaea stagnalis (great pond snail) is the source of this 2448-nucleotide messenger RNA. The record is from the annotation of a GenBank genome assembly. NCBI's taxonomy places the organism in Eukaryota, Metazoa, Mollusca, Gastropoda, Lymnaeidae.